This is a messenger RNA of Radiomyces spectabilis, 3292 nucleotides long. Its product is annotated as muts domain V-domain-containing protein. Gene Ontology annotation, biological process: mitotic recombination; mismatch repair. Gene Ontology annotation, cellular component: nucleus. NCBI's taxonomy places the organism in Eukaryota, Fungi, Mucoromycota, Mucoromycetes, Mucorales, Radiomycetaceae. The record is from RefSeq and is a predicted model, not a curated record. The transcript has 18 exons. Bases 31 to 3216 code for a protein of 1061 amino acids. Gene Ontology annotation, molecular function: ATP binding; ATP-dependent DNA damage sensor activity; mismatched DNA binding.
GAGUGAAUCGCUGCAUAAUCUCGAACUAUCAUGGCUGGCAGACAACUAUCGCUUCGAGCAUUCUUCCGCCAAUCGCCUAAAUCACCAUCCAAAGAAACACCGGAAGCAAGCUCAACGACACCACAACGAGAAGAGAAAUCCGACUCAACGAUUAACCUCAAGAGUACAUUCGGAUACAAUGAGGAGCGAGCAACUGAACCCCAUAUCUCAGAAAAGGACGCCUCAAAGGAGAAGCGCCAUCAACAGUUCGUUCAGCGAUUUGGCUUACUCGAAGAACAAGAACACGCUGCGAAAAAAAGGCGCGUCGAUGAACCGGACGAUUCAAUGAUCCCGGAAACCCCUCAGCUAGACAUAUCCAUGGAGGAUGAAACCAUGGGAGAACGCUUAAAUGAUGACGGCUACCCAUCCACAGAAGCGGCGGAAUAUGCAGAAUCACCAGAGCUCUCGAGCAAAUCAUCAAUGAAUCUCGCUCGAUUCUCCAACGCGUCAAAUCAAAAAUCGAGUACAACGAAAAAGGGAAAAGGCACAGUCUCAUCGGACAAGAAAUACACGCCACUUGAACUCCAAGUAUUUGAUCUAAAAGAACGAUACCCUGAUGUAUUGCUCGUCAUCGAAGUCGGCUAUAAGUUUCGGUUUUUCGGCGAAGAUGCAAAGGUUGCUUCCCGUAUACUGCAUAUUGCCCAUUUUAUCGACCGAAAUUUUUACACCGCAAGUAUCCCUGUCCAUCGGCUGGCAGUCCAUGUUCGAAGGUUAGUGGCAGCAGGAUACAAGGUCGGCGUGGUGCGUCAGACAGAGACCGCCGCGCUCAAGGCGGCGGGAUCCAACCGAAAUGCCCCUUUCCAGCGCGAACUUACCCAGCUGUAUACCAAAGGCACCUUUGUCGAUGAAAUGACCACUAGCGAGGUUGAAAAUGAGGCUCACGGUGUUUCCUCCUCCAACUACUUGAUGUGCAUUGUGGAAGAGAACCGUGGCGGGACCGCCGCCGAUGAAUUAGUGAGAAUAGGAAUCGUGGCCGUACAAACCGCCACCGGUGAUGUGAUGUAUGACUCUUUUGAUGAUGGCUACAUGCGCAGUGAAUUAGAAACGCGUAUCUUGCAUAUCGAGCCAUCAGAGAUCUUGAUAUCAACGUCACUCAGUAAACCCACAGAAAAACUCAUUCAGCACAUGUUAUUGCAAAGGACGGCAUCCAUACGACGUGAUUCAGCCCGUAUCGAACGUAUGCCAACCAAUGACAGUUUCUGUACAGAUGGGCAAACCGCGCUGAGUUAUGUUACCGACUUUUAUAUUCGACAAGGCAGUCAAGACUUGAUCUCAGAAAUAGUCAAACUACCGGACAUCAUCAUCAAAAGUUUGGCGUCUACACUACGGUAUCUCGGCGAUUUUGGACUCGAGGACGCACUUCAGUUGACCAAAUAUUUCGUUCAUUUUUCUUCCCGGAGUCAUAUGCUGCUCAACGGCAACACCUUGGCAAAUCUGGAAAUAUAUCGCAACAGCACCGACUACACAGAAAAAGGUUCCCUGUUCUGGAUACUCAAUCAUACACGGACCAGCUUUGGCAAACGGCUGCUAAAAAAAUGGAUUGGUCGACCGCUUAUUGAUGAGGACCAACUCAAUGAAAGAAUCAAUGCCGUUGACGAAUUGCUGGUUACCCAGAAUCCCAAAAAGGCUGAAGCGCAGGCGCUUCUUAAGCAACUCCCUGAUCUGGAUAAAGGGCUAUGCCGGAUACAUUAUCGUCGAUCGUCUCCUUCUGAAAUGGUCCAUGUAUUAGAUGCGUUACUGAAAGUCGCGAAUGCGUUCUACGGGGUACAAGAUUUGAACGAGCACAAAUUUACGUCGCCUUUGCUAGAACGCAUCUUUGCCGCGCUACCUUCUAUUCGUGAUGCCGUGAUGGGUUUCCGAUCCAACAUCAAUACAACCGCCAUUGAAAAACCAGACUGUAAACUGCAUCUGUUUAAAUCAGAAGAGAUCUGGCCUGCGUUGCCUGAGCAGAAAAAAAUCAUCGCCGGUAUCGAAAAGGAACUUGAUCAAUAUUUGGAGGAAGUGAGGAAGAGCACCAAGAUCUCAGCGUUGAAGUUCGUCACUGUGGCAGGCAUCGAGUACCUCCUCGAAGUGAAAAACAGCGACGUCAAAAAAGUGCCACCACAAUGGAUCAAGAUCAGCGGCACCAAGGCGGUGUCACGAUUUCACACGCCUCAUUUGCUGCAAAUAUUAAAGAAGCGAGAACGGCACCGCGAACUCCUUACCCUUGCAGCUGAAGAAGCUUAUAAGAAUUUCCUACAAUCGAUAUCCGAAAAAUAUGGCGAAUUCCGCGACGUGAUUCAAUAUUUGGCUCAGUUGGACUGUUUGCUGUCAUUGGCAACGGUAGCCGGUCUUCCUAACUAUGUCAAACCGAAAUUUACUAGUCGUACCCAACUCAAGGUCGUCAACGGAAGACAUCCUAUGGUUGAACAGUUUUUGAGUGGCUCCUAUGUACCCAAUGAUAUUGACUUUGACACGGAUAACAGUCGCACACUGAUCCUAACGGGACCCAAUAUGGGAGGAAAAAGCUGCUAUAUUCGCCAAGUGGCGCUUAUUACGAUCAUGGGGCAAAUAGGGUCCUAUGUGCCAGCCGAAUCUGCCGAGCUCGGUAUAUUUGAUGCCGUAUUCACGAGAAUGGGUGUGUUGGAUAACAUGAUGGCUGGCGAGAGUACAUUUAUGCUCGAGUUGCAUGAAACAUCCGACAUUAUGAAGCAAGCGACACCACGAUCGCUCGUCAUAUUGGACGAGCUAGGACGAGGCACCAGUACUCAUGACGGCAUGGCCAUCGCUUACGCUGUGCUGUAUCAUUUCAUCACCAAAAUUCAAUCCAUCACACUAUUUGUCACGCAUUAUCCAGCUUUGGCAGAAUUGGCUUAUCAGUUCCCGGAAUCCACCAAAAAUGGUUAUAUGAGCUUUCUCGAGGAUAAGGAAGGAGACAUACCGAAUAUUGUGUUUCUAUAUAAACUUGUAGAAGGCAUUGCUACGAAGAGUUACGGAUUGAAUGUGGCUCGUCUGGCGGAUUUGCCUCGUCAAGUACUAAAGACAGCGAAGCAAAAAUCGGAAGAGAUGGAAACCAUGCUAAGCGAACGAAUGACAGAAAGAAAAGAACAAUUAUUGCAGAGACUAUUGAAUUGCAUUGUCACCGAGAACAUUACCGAGGAGUUCAAGGAGAACGUUACUGCUUUCUUGUCAUCUUAACAAAAUCACGCCCACAACGAACCAACAGUAAUUCCAGUUCCACAUUCCCCUUUGUAAUUUUUUUUUCAAUGAAAUG